CCGCCGCGGCCCCAGGACAUGGAGGCGCCGGGAGCGCGGCCGGAAGGGCUCCGGCCCCACGCGCGGCUGCCCUGGCCUCCCGCGUGCCCCUGACCAGACCCCCGCCGCCCCCGAGGCCCAGCCCAGACCUGGAGCUCACUCACCUCCAGGACCUGGCGCCCGCCCUCCCGCCCACGAUGACUCACCAUUCUUUCUAGCCCGAGCGUGGAAGUGUGAUGGGGAGCCAGGCUGCCCGCGUGUGCAGCUAGGGUUCCCUCGCCAGCUGAUCCGCUCUGCGAGGAAAAGCGCCCCCGCCCCUGCCUCCCAGCCACGCCGUGUCCCCGGCUCCCAGAGGGCCCCCGGGCUCCCCCGCAGGGGCCCAGGCCCAUGCGCCCGCCUCUCCCGGCCCCACCGGAGGCAGCACCCUGAGCUCCUGCCGCCGGGCAGCGGGCAGGCAGGCGUGUAGCGUGAGGCGCCCCUCUCGGCCCCCACUAUGACCGUGGCCACCGGAGAGCCGGCGGACGAGGCCGCGGCCCUCCCGGGGCACCCGCAGGACACCUACGACCCCGAGGCCGACCACGAGUGCUGCGAGCGGGUGGUGAUCAACAUCUCGGGGCUGCGCUUCGAGACGCAGCUGAAGACCCUGGCCCAGUUCCCCGAGACCCUCCUGGGGGACCCCAAGAAGCGGAUGCGCUACUUCGACCCGCUCCGCAACGAGUACUUCUUCGACCGCAACCGGCCCAGCUUCGACGCCAUCCUCUACUACUACCAGUCGGGCGGCCGCCUGCGCCGCCCCGUGAACGUGCCGCUGGACAUCUUCUCCGAGGAGAUCCGCUUCUACGAGCUGGGCGAGGAGGCCAUGGAGAUGUUCCGGGAGGACGAGGGCUACAUCAAGGAGGAGGAGCGGCCGCUGCCCGAGAACGAGUUCCAGCGGCAGGUGUGGCUGCUCUUCGAGUACCCGGAGAGCUCGGGGCCCGCCCGGAUCAUCGCCAUCGUGUCCGUCAUGGUCAUCCUGAUCUCCAUCGUCAGCUUCUGCCUGGAGACGCUGCCCAUCUUCCGGGACGAGAACGAGGACAUGCAUGGCGGCGGCGGCGGCGGCGGGGUCGUGACCUUCCACGCCUACGCCAACAGCACGGUGGGCUACCAGCCGACCACCUCCUUCACCGACCCCUUCUUCAUCGUGGAGACGCUGUGCAUCAUCUGGUUCUCCUUCGAGUUCCUGGUGCGCUUCUUCGCCUGCCCCAGCAAGGCCGGCUUCUUCACCAACAUCAUGAACAUCAUCGACAUCGUGGCCAUCAUCCCCUACUUCAUCACGCUGGGCACGGAGCUGGCCGAGAAGCCCGAGGACGCCCAGCAGGGCCAGCAGGCCAUGUCGCUGGCCAUCCUCCGCGUCAUCCGGCUGGUAAGAGUCUUUCGGAUUUUCAAGCUGUCCCGCCACUCCAAGGGCCUGCAGAUCCUGGGGCAGACCCUCAAGGCCAGCAUGCGGGAGCUGGGCCUCCUGAUCUUCUUCCUCUUCAUCGGGGUCAUCCUGUUCUCCAGCGCCGUGUACUUCGCGGAGGCCGAUGAGAAAGAGUCCCAGUUCCCUAGCAUCCCCGACGCCUUCUGGUGGGCCGUGGUCUCCAUGACCACCGUGGGCUACGGGGACAUGGUCCCGACCACCAUCGGCGGCAAGAUCGUGGGCUCACUCUGCGCCAUCGCCGGCGUGCUCACCAUCGCCCUGCCGGUCCCCGUCAUCGUGUCCAACUUCAACUACUUCUACCACCGGGAGACGGAGGGCGAGGAGCAGGCCCAGUACUUGCAAGUGACAAGCUGCCCCAAGAUCCCGUCCUCCCCUGACCUAAAGAAAAGCAGAAGUGCCUCCACCAUCAGCAAGUCCGACUACAUGGAGAUCCAGGAGGGGGUGAACAACAGCAACGAGGACUUUAGGGAGGAGAACUUGAAAACGGCCAACUGCACGCUGGCCAACACAAACUAUGUGAACAUCACCAAGAUGCUAACCGACGUCUGACGGCAGCCCCUCCUGUGAGCGCGCCCGCAGCUCCGCGGGCCUGAGCGCAGGCCGUGCGUUGCAUAACAACAGCCUGCGCGGCAGUCGGUCUGUUUCCAAGGUGUGUCACCCGGUCCUGCAUGGGAAGCAGUUAGUCGUGCAAGUGACAUCUUUUGAUUUUUGGCUUAGAACACAGAGUAGCUAUGUCCAUGGCUUUUCACGCGAACCUUCGCUGCCGCCGGCUCCAGGGGGUUUCCAAAGAGGGCAGCUGCCUGUGGAGCCGGGAUCUUGAGGGGCCACCUCAUAGCACAUACAUACCCUGAGACCCCCCCUUUCCCUCCCUGGGUUAAUGCACACAGCAUCCAGGAGAGGCACACACACCCCCUGCACCCCUCUCCUUUCCCCCCUCCCCCCUCAGGCCCUCCCAUCGGAG
Molecule: messenger RNA, 2399 nt
Organism: Pipistrellus kuhlii (Kuhl's pipistrelle)
Lineage: Eukaryota; Metazoa; Chordata; Mammalia; Chiroptera; Vespertilionidae
Gene: KCNA2
Product: potassium voltage-gated channel subfamily A member 2
Exons: 3
Coding region: 473-1987 (504 amino acids)
Biological process (GO): potassium ion transmembrane transport; protein homooligomerization
Cellular component (GO): juxtaparanode region of axon; axon terminus; membrane
Molecular function (GO): delayed rectifier potassium channel activity; protein binding
Source: RefSeq, a predicted model, not a curated record